GUGACCGAGUGUAGCGGCGGGGAGCAGAGCCGGAGCAGCCGCGGUUGUCAUGGUCGUCAUGGUCCGAAGAAGAGUAUUUCAUCUAAGAUGGGGGACCGUGUGGAGCUAUCGUUGCAGAUCACUCCAGAGACUUCAGGCAGGCCUUCAAUAAGAAACCCAUUUGAAAGUCCCAAUGACUACCACCACCUCCGCGAGACCCUGGUGCCAAGCCCAUCUGUCUUCAAGUCCAAGCCUUGUAAAGCGACUCCACCCAAGUUUAACUGGUCUAUUGAUGAAAUGGCCAGUCUCCUCCCAGUGCACAUAGACCCAGAGGACAUCCAGAGACAGUCUUUUUACCUGAGCCAGACAAGGAUGGAUUCUGACAUUGAGGAAAAGCGACAGAAUGCUAUUGACCAGUUUUUCACCAAAGGUGCCAUUGUGCCCUCGCCCUGGGCAGCACCAGACACCCGUAGAGCCCCUCAGAUGUAUAUGAACAGUUCCACGUCUUCAAUGAUUGUAGAAGAGCCAGAAAAAAUAUCAGUUUCUUGUCAGACCAUUCUUUCAUUACCCGUGUCUUUCAAUUUGGAGAAAGUACUAGGGGAUUAUUAUUGCUACCAUGAAGCAUGUGAUGCUAUGCAGGAGAGUCUCAGUUCCUCCUCCUUAAGACGGAAGCUCUUCCUCGAUGGACAGAGCGCUUACAGCGACUCUGACUGCUCCAGCCCACCAAGCCCAGAGAGAAGCCAUGUCGCAGAGGAUAGGCUCUCUGUAAACCGAGCAGAGGGAGCUGUAGGAUGGGUGGCAGGUCCUGAGGGAGAGGCUGUAUCGCCUGACUUUUCCUCCCCUUUGUCCUGUUGCACGCCGGCUCCGACUCCCUCUACGGGUCAGUUCUCGUCCAGUCCCAUCCAGCAUGGCCACUUCCGGGACUGCAGCCUCGGCAGCAUCACCAGUCCUCUGUUCCCCGAUAGGUCGUCUCCCGCUGGCUUCGUCUCGCCCACAAUUUCACCUAUUGUUGCACAUGCGCAACGCACACCCGUAUGCUCAGCUGAGAGGAAGCAGCCGAGCAAUUUUACUCCACUGGGUAAAAAUGUCACUCCUUGCAACGAGAGUCCCUUGGUCGAGGGUUGCUCUCCCAUUCGUAGCUGCUCCCCACACCUGCUCCAUGGCCAAGACGAGUCCCAGCACAAUGCCAGACCCAGAGUCCGCUGCUGGGCCUCCCCUCCCCUCAUCUCCCCGAUCCUUAACCCUAAGCUUCAAGACAAUCAAGAGGCUGAGCACCAACUCCCCUACUCUUCUCCGUCUUCUUCUUCCUCCUCUUCUCUCCCCCCAAUGGAGUUAGAUUCACCCUCGCCCCUGGCCCUUGACGCACACCACGCCGACACUGAGAGAGUUAGCUUGGCCCCUAUGGAACCUGUGAAAAUGGAGGAGGGCAAGGACGCAGGGACCGAAGGGAGGUUGGAGGAAGAAGAGGAGGAAGGUGCCGGGCUUUCGGCACAGCUGACCAGCUCUCGUAUGGGCAACGCGUCGGCAACAGAAAGCUCUCGUAUGUUUGUUUCUCUUCUGGCGGAGGGAAGCAGCAUACGCUACGAUUCCAGCAUGCAGGUGGACAGCGGGUACAACACUACCUCAGCAGGCACUGCCAGCCUCAUCGACGGCCUCAGCUCUGACUGCCACGGCAAAGAGUCCUUCAGUUCAAACCUGGCAGAAGACGCCUUCCAACUCACUCGGCACACGAAAGUAAAGGUAUUUUAUCCUCACCACUAAGCCAUCUGAUCGAUGGAUUUUAAAGGGACACCUCUUCCAGUGGAAGCUUAAGAUGAAUCGUUUGCAACCAAAUACAGCAAAGUUUACACUGUUUUGAAGCGUCUAUGUUGCAUUGAUUUGGUUAGGGGUUUUACGAUUGGUUACUCGGUUGGUUUUUUUAAGGUUUGAAGUUCAAGUUGUCAUACUGAGAGCAAAUGCUCUCACACACAUGUUUCAUCACCGGUUGAAAGGGAGAAGACGAGCCCAGAGCCUGUCUUAGUCCCACUGUAAGACACUGAAUAGCAAAGAUUAUUAGUAAACAGUUCGGUUGGACCCAGUACGGUUUACUGGUAUGAUAAAGGGAAAGGACUUUUUUUAACAUUCUGUAUCAGUUUUGCACAACAGUAACCUCCUUGAUUGCAGUAUUGACGCCACGGUCAUUUCAUUUGUUCUACUUGGUGCUGACAUGAGCAAACUGAUGGAUCCUGAUUUUCAGAUGACUUCAGAUUUGUACUGUAUUUAUCUUUUUAUAAAGCAGUUUAUCAUGUUUUUUUAUGAUUAGAGAUUUUAUUGAAUGACUAAAAUGUGAACACGGGUUACUUAUGAAUCUUAUUUGGAUUGUGAGAAUAUUUAUUCCUGAAUAAGACUCAAUGAAUAAUGCCACUAGCAAAUUAAGAGUUGAUUGAGCCAUUUGUCGUUUUUAUUCAAAUAUACUUGGAAGCAUUGGCUGGAUUGUUAUUGCAUUAAAUUAACUUGAAUUCUU
Messenger RNA from Pseudoliparis swirei, 2482 nucleotides. RefSeq names its product bora aurora kinase A activator (gene bora). The transcript has 12 exons. Bases 88 to 1740 code for a protein of 550 amino acids. The record is from RefSeq and is a predicted model, not a curated record. Gene Ontology annotation, cellular component: cytoplasm; nucleus. NCBI's taxonomy places the organism in Eukaryota, Metazoa, Chordata, Actinopteri, Perciformes, Liparidae. Gene Ontology annotation, biological process: regulation of mitotic nuclear division; regulation of mitotic spindle organization; activation of protein kinase activity. Gene Ontology annotation, molecular function: protein kinase binding.